This is a messenger RNA of Paramacrobiotus metropolitanus, 5437 nucleotides long. RefSeq lists its product as uncharacterized. Lineage: Eukaryota; Metazoa; Tardigrada; Eutardigrada; Parachela; Macrobiotidae. The coding region runs from base 409 to 5184 and encodes 1591 amino acids. The record is from RefSeq and is a predicted model, not a curated record. The transcript has 26 exons. Gene Ontology annotation, cellular component: nucleus.
GUUAGUGAGAAAAAUCAUUUUGCUGUAAGCUCUGGAAUUUCUUUUUCACAAGAAUACACGACAAGUUCUACACUAAACGUCUACAACUAAUUUUCUUCAUGCAUCUAAUAUCAAUAUGCCAGAGUCCGUGUUCUUGAGCUUUUCGAGAACACAUAUUUGCGAAGCACACCUGAUCCUUUUGCGUUGAUAUCAAACACUGCAGCUUUUGUUCAUUAUCGAUAAUUUAUUUUGCGAUGGUUUGUCAGGUGGAAUACGAGCAUAAAAGCGGAAUAUCUGCUAAGUGCUAAUGAGUACAGUAUGUUACCACAAUGCCCGCCACGCCCAGAAAGUGUGAAGAGCCGUCAUAACGCUUUGUGUGUGGCUUGCUAGUUGCUGCGUCAGAACGACGUCAGGACAGGACACUUGGCUAUGGACGCGCAUCCAGAUCGGUUUACGCAGGCUGACUGGGAUGCGCUGUGUGAACCCUAUUUGACAACGGAGCCACGCCAGAUUAAGCCAGAAUUCUGGCUGCGUGUGCUGGAUGAUCUGACGUCGGAUCGUGUGGUUCGGUCAGGAGGAGCCAGCAACACGGACGAGCCAGCUCGCUCUUGUCCAGACGAGUUGCACUCCGAAGAGACCAGCGCAACCAGCGCUGCGUCACAACCUAGUUCCCGAACGGAUGUUUCCCAGCAACUAUGCGGGGGAGGCCUGCGAUACGGAUUUGAAUCUGCACGAAGAACAUAUUUUGACCACUGUUCGGAUCCGCUUUUUAAGAAUAAUGUCAGCCUGUCGCGAUACCCGAAGCGCCUGAAUUGCGAAUUUAAUUCCGAUUAUAAAUGCAAGGAUGGCCCCUUUGCUGUGAUAUCCACCGCUCGUAGCGUUCCGCUCCAUGGCCUGUGUGGUCGCUGUGGAACUGUCGGAGAUCAUCUGAUGAUCCUGUGUCUAGGCUGCUGUGAUUCGUACCAUGCGUUUUGCGCUCACGUUCCGGAAAAGCUUGUACCGCGUUUGACGUCAUGGUAUUGUCACCGGUGUGCGCAAUGUUCUCUUUGUGGAGGCGCGGAAUACAGUGGGAAACAGUUUACGAAUGACGUGAUUGAAACCUGCUUCCGAUGUCAUCGGCAGUUCCACCUUUAUUGCAAUAAUAAUACAAAUUUUUGUGUGCUGUUCCGGAAUAGCACGAAUGAGUUUAAAGUUUGCAAUGGCUGUUUUACAAAUGCAGCUUGCCAGGUGUGUCACCAGUUUGUGUACAACGCGGACUUAUGUCGAGAUUUCUGUAGCGGCACUAAGGAGGUUUGCGUGGUUUGCCGAAACAGAAGGGAACGUGACUAUUGCAAAAACUGCUGUGAUAUCCCUGAUCUCAGGAAGUCGGUAUGCAGUUACUGCGGCGAUACGUAUCAUACAACUUGUGGACCGCCAGGUCAACAUAUUGCAAAAGCAUUUGUCUGUUUCAAUUGUAUGAGCAGUCGACAGAUCUCUCCACAUGUUCUAUGGACCAGGAUACAUGGCCAGAGCGUUGUGGAUAAAGUGAUAAAAUAUGUCAUGUUAUUGAUGAACUGGGAACUGUCAUGCCGGAAUGAUGAUUCGCCGCUGUUGACUAGCCAAGGCGAUCGGAAUAUGCAGAAACGGGCAUUGGGCGAGGUGAACAGCGAGGAAGAUUUGGGAAUAAGUUUGCCGAGUGAUGCCGAGGAAGAGCCUAAUAGGUUUGACAUGCAGGAUGAAACCAGAGCGAUUAUUAAGCUGUUUGUUUCAAACCGGUUUUCCGCCAAUCCUAUGGAUGAGUUCUUUGAUCAGCCUAGUCCAGACAGUGGAAUUCCUAGAAGCAGCAGUGGUGCUAGUUCACCAGAUGGAUCGUUCGUGCGGGAGUUGAACUUUGCCUUUCCCGAUAGUUUUGCUGCGCUGUGUGAGAAAGGCAGCGUGCGGCAGUUGUCAGUAUGCAUUGGAAGCGGAUUGUAUGGUCGACCACAUGCCAGUGAUGUCAAACCUGUGGCGUUGACUGAUCAAUCUGAGCCUAGUGUUCAGCGAGGGAAACACCAGAAUACCGAAUUAUGUAUUUACUCGCGUCUGGUGCGAGAUCUUGUGAUUCUGAGGAACGAUCGAGAUGCUUGUGGCAAUGCAAAUGCAUUCGUACGGCGUUUGACAGAAAUCGCCGCUCUGCCGUCCAUUUCCAUGGAAUCUCGGUGUGCGCUUCAGGAGUAUUGCUCAGAGUUGACCCAGUGGAUGCCGUCCACAUUAAAUUGUAAUGCAAACCUCCAGAAACCCCUUCCCGAGUGGCUGAGCAUUACGCCGCUUUCCCGGAUAUACGACCGGACGAGUUCGAGUAUGAUUUCGCCAGUUCUUGGUGACCGCACUGUGGUAGACUGUCGAGUCUGCCAUUUCUGCUGUGUGGCGGGAGAUGAUCAGAAGGGUGCCGGUGGCCGGCUAAUUUCCAUGGGAUUUGAUUUAUGGGCGCAUGUCGGUUGUCUUUCCUUCUUCGCGACGCGGCAUUUAUUUUGGGACUACGCCAUUUUUAAACUGGAAAGCCUGGAUACCGGGAGGUUUUGGAGAAGAGAAUGUGCGAGCUGUCCUCUCCGGUUUGGAAUGAUUGGCUGUCUCCAUCCGAAAUGCCCAAAUUCGUACCAUUUGAACUGCGCAAUUGAAGAGCAGUGCAUUGUUCUACCUUCUGAAGGGGUGCUGUGUCCUUUGCACAAAACCAGCACCAGUCACCUGCUCCUCCGCAAUGGUUCUUUCCCUUCGCGUAAAGAUAAUGACUUGCCCAUUUAUUGUCGCACCUCUUGGUCUGAUGUGCAUAUGCUGUCUUCCACCGAUUGGUCUGCCAUGCCGAAAGGAGAAGUAUGUGUUUAUUUUGGAGGCACUGUCGUCAGAUCACUGGGGCGUCUUGUGAGGGGAUGGGAUCUGUCCGAGUCUGUGAUACCUUGCGGAUACAGUGGCCGCAAGUGGUAUUGGAGCACUGUGAAUCCAAUGGGGAUCACACAAUACCGAUUUUUCAUAGUGGAUAUUGAAUCUAGCGAUGAGCUGAAGGCGAGAUUAUGCUCCAUUUUAGAAGUGACCCGUCUGCCUGCGUGGAUCCCUAGCGAAGAACCUAAUGACGACCCCGAAGUGCCCGCCAAACCCGAAGAAACCCUGCCUAAUGAAAAUGUGACCGAAGCCAGAGUAUUACCAGAAUGUAAGCCAGAAGAAUUACCCGAAUGUAAAGCCGAAGAACAGCGGACCACUGUAAUGGAGACCGACACUGCUGCUGCGGCAGUACCAUGCGAUGUCGGUGUUCCAAGUGUUAGCCCGGAAGCAAAGCCUGUCGACGGGGCAUCAGUUGUGAUACCAGAAAUAUCUCUUGUAUCUGAUGGAGGCCCGAUUGCAGAUGUGGACUCUACGCAUGAAAGACGCUCGUUGAGUCCGGAAAUCUCCUUAAGGCCAUCGUGGGAUGUGUCAUCGAUGAAAGGAAUUUUACCUUUUGUUGCUCCUCCCGAAGAGCAGCCACGCUUGUCGCCGACAACCGACUCGGAUGUUUCCAGUGCCAAAUGGCGCCCGUUACCACCGAUAUCAACCAUCAUACCGAAGAAGAACUAUGAGGUUGAACGACUAGGUUCUGAUUUAUCUAAAAUGAACCAGUCACUGCUCGUAUUCCAUUAUGCCCACUUGUCGACGUCGUCGGACGUGUUAAGACAUCGCGCUUCUAUGCGACGCAGUCGGAAUGUUCAGCAGGAGAAUGUUCGUAUCCAGGUGAAGGACGAUGUGAACAAGAAUGGCUUUACGCGGAAACCUAUCCAGCUGCCGCGUUCUCGAGAAUUCCCUGCGGCUGACGUUACUGCACUACCGGCUGCCGACCCACAGAAAAAUUCUAGUUUGAUCAAUGGAAUGCGUGGGCUGGGAAACAGUUGUUCCGGAAAGCCAGUGCCACGCGGGGUGAACCAGUGGGACACUGCACUUGUCAGUCCGAAUAUGCCAAAAAAGCGUAGCUUUGCUGACAGCUGUGAAAGUCCGAGCAACAGCCUACCGGUUGCUGGAAACGGCUUGUGUAUAAAAAAGCAACGCGCCGUUAUUAUUAAACAUCCGAAGAGUGCGAACGCUGUCAAAGCAGGCGAUGCGACACAACCUGGUUGUGGGACGAAGUCCUUGAUAUCACUCAACCCAAAAUCGAAUGCGCCUAAAAUCCGUUCCGUUCUUAUGACUGAAGGUGGUGUCAAACCGACGAAAGUGAAAAAGCAAGUGCAUUUCGCAGCGACGCAUGAAGAGCGCGUUGUGGAAUCGAGCGGUUUUGGAGGUCCUUAUGAUGGGACUUGUUAUCCAAGUGAUCCUGCAUUAUGCUUGAUGCCACCCGUGGAAGACCCUGAUCCGAAUCACUACCUGUUCGGCACCGCAAAAACCCGAGCACGAGAGGAAGUGUGUAGAAGCCGCCAGAAACAAAUUAGGGAACUGCGUGAUUACCUGGAACACCGGGAUAACUCGAAAAUCUCAAAAGUGCCUUCUAGAUUAUCUAUUCUCAUGGGAGAUGACGGAUACUUUGCUGUGUCUCCUUCCCCAAUAGAUCUCAUUCAACAUUUGUAUUCCCGUUUGCAAAAUGCCCGAAAUUCCCGUGGCUUGCGGUAUGAACACCGCACUGCCGCGGCUACCGCACCGUCCUCCCUGGAAUUCCUCGGUCUCACGCAUCCGACUGUGCAGUUUCUCCUGGAACAGCUGCCCCCACCUCACAAUGCUCCUAGUCCAUACCGUCGCAAAUAUUUUGCCCGUGAACAGGUGAAAACCCGCAGCAGAGGCGACAUUGUGAUGCCUUUUAUCACACCCGAACCUCCGCUGGCAACAUGCCCGACUUGCCCGUUACCGGCUAGUUGCUUUGUUGUAACCAGUGGCCGAACGUUUUUGAAAACGAACGUCCAGUGUCGGCAGGUUUUAUUCAGAUGGUCGAUGCCGUACGGACAGAAAGACGUGGCCAAAUUGGAUAAACUGGUAAGAGUUGCCUCCGGUGUAUAUGUUGAGAAAGAAAAGUUUCCCGGAUUCUGUGCCGGAAUACGUCAGACAAGCCGGCCUACAGCUGUGUUGAUAUAUGUCGUCCACCCGUUGAAUCCCGUUGUGACGUUAGCGUUUAUUUCUACAAAAAAUUUGUCUGUGGCAUCCGAAAUCCGCUACAAUCCGGACAGAUCUUCUCGCACUAUUGAAUCACGGUUAUACCUUUCAGAUUUCCGUUGUGUGAAACACAAUCGCAAAGACUAGGUGAUAAUUUGCGGUUGUUGUUGAAUUGCUUUCGUUAAUUUUUUCGCUGUGAUUAUUUUUGCUUUUGUUCCUGUACAUUUUGUACUGCCGAAAAGUUUUUUUCCGCGAUGCCUUUUUUAUAAUUGCUCACUUUUAUGGAGAAACUUUUGGUUUAGUUGUUGGGUGAAAAUAAUGGCGCUUCUGCUUGAAAGCCAGGAAAGACAAACGGUUUUUAUCGCAUAACUUUUAGCACAGCGCUGUUGUAAUACUUGUA